Corvus hawaiiensis (hawaiian crow) is the source of this 686-nucleotide messenger RNA. It is a transcript of the gene USF1, whose product is annotated as upstream transcription factor 1. The record is from RefSeq and is a predicted model, not a curated record. NCBI's taxonomy places the organism in Eukaryota, Metazoa, Chordata, Aves, Passeriformes, Corvidae. The coding region runs from base 171 to 686 and encodes 171 amino acids. The transcript is spliced from 3 exons.
CAAAAAAGCAGCUGAGACGGAGGAGGGGACGGUGCAGAUCCAGGAGGGCUCGGUGGCCACCGGGGAGGACCCCACGAGCGUGGCCAUCGCCAGCAUCCAAUCGGCCGCCACCUUCCCCCGACCCCGGCGUCAAGUAUGUGUUCAGGACCGAGGGCGGCGGCACGCAGGUGAUGUACCGGGUGAUCCAGGUGGCUGACGGGCAGCUGGACGCGCAGACCGAGGGCACCAGCGCCAUCAGCGGCUACCCGGCCACGCAGUCCAUGACACAGGUGGGUCACCUGGCCACUGUGCCACCUGUGCCACCUGUGCCAUCCAUGACACAGGUGGGUCACCUGGCCACGCCCACUGUCCCCUCUGUGCCACCUGUGCCACCUGUGCCAUCCAUGACACAGGUGGGUCACCUGGCCACGCCCACUGUCCCCCCUGUGCCACCUGUGCCAUCCGUGACACAGGUGCGGCACUGUGCCACGCCCUCUGCCACACCCCCCUGGAUCUCACCUGUGCCACCUGCAGCCUUGAGCUCAGCUGUGCCCCUGGGGCUCAUCUGUGCCCCACCUGUGCCCCACUGUGCCCCACCUGUGCCCUUGGGGCUCACCUGUGCCACCUGUGCCCCCAUGUCCCCCCUGUCUCACCUGUGCCCCUGGGGCUCACCUGUGCCUCACCUGUGCCACCUGUGCCAUCUGUGA